CAAAAAAAAAAAAAAAACAACCAAAGAAAAAAAAAAUCCCAAAACCUCCUUCUUUAAUUGCAUAAACACUGCCGAAUGUAUGAAACCCUACUCUUCUUUAACAAAAAAAAAAAAGAGUUCUACAUGGCCAUGAAUUCAUGAAAUUUUUAGGCCUUUCUGUUUUAAUUUCCUUCACCCAUUAAAAUCCCAACUUUUUUUUCUUCCAUUAAAACAAACUUUCACUCCACAUUCAUCCCUAAUUUUAUUAGAUCUAUCCAUUUCAUCAUCUGGGUAUUUUCCGAAAUAUCUAAUUAACCCUAAAAAUAUGAUCUUUUCUAAACUGGGUAGUUCUUUAUCUCGUUCUUCUCGAGCAAGGAAUCUCAUCAAUGGAUGUUACAAAGGAAGGCCGGUGUUACUUGAUGAAAGUUUAUUAAGAGCUUCAUAUGUUAAUUCCUCUGCAAAUCAAUUUGAUUCUAAUUUAGGGUUUCUGAGGAGUUAUUUGGGUUCAAUUGGAGCUCAGAAUAAAGAUUAUUUAUCUGAUGUAAAAUAUGCUCUUGCAAAUCCUGGAUUUUGUAGGUUUUUCUCCAGUGAAGCACCUAAGAAAAAGAACUAUGAGAACUUUUAUCCAAAGGAGAAGAAGGAAAUUCCGAAAACGGAUGAGCAGAAAUCCGAGUCUAAAGAGGAAUCAAACUCCAAUACCGAGGAUCAAGGAAAUUUUCAAGAAACAUUCAUGAAGCAGUUUCAGAGUUUGCUCACUCCUCUUCUAAUGAUCGGGCUUUUCCUCUCAACAUUCUCAUUUAGUCCUCGUGAACAACAGCAGAUAAGUUUCCAAGAAUUCAAAAAUAAGCUUUUGGAACCUGGUCUAGUUGAUCAUAUAGUCGUGUCUAAUAAAUCAGUUGCUAAAGUUUAUGUGAGAAGCUCACCACGGGAUCAUACAAACAACGAUGAAGUACAAGGGCCUGCAAGUGGUGCACCUCCAAGAGGCGGCGGCCACUCAGGCCAGUACAAGUAUUAUUUCAACAUUGGAAGUAUUGAGUCCUUUGAAGAAAAGUUGGAGGAAGCACAGGAAGCUUUGGGUAUCGACUCCCAUGAUCAUGUUCCUGUGACAUAUAUGAAUGAAAUGGUAUGGUAUCAAGAGCUGUUGAGGUUUGCACCUACACUUUUGCUUCUUGGAUCACUUUUCUUCAUGGGUAGGAAGAUGCAAGGUGGGCUAGGUGUUGGUGGCGGUGGUGGGCGAGGAGGAGCUCGUGGAAUUUUCAACAUCGGAAAAGCCACAAUUACGAAAGUGGAUAAGAAUGCCAAGAAUAAGGUCUACUUUAAAGAUGUUGCCGGAUGUGAUGAGGCAAAGCAAGAAAUCAUGGAGUUUGUGCACUUCCUUAAGAAUCCCAAGAAGUAUGAAGACUUGGGUGCAAAAAUUCCUAAGGGUGCUCUUUUAGUUGGUCCACCAGGGACAGGAAAGACUCUCCUUGCUAAGGCAACUGCAGGCGAAUCUGGUGUACCCUUUCUAUCCAUAUCUGGUUCAGAUUUUAUGGAAAUGUUUGUUGGUGUAGGACCAUCCAGGGUAAGAAAUUUAUUCCAGGAAGCAAGACAAUGUGCACCUAGUAUUGUUUUUAUCGAUGAGAUUGAUGCCAUUGGCCGGGCAAGAGGACGUGGAGGUUUUUCUGGUUCAAAUGAUGAGCGGGAAAGUACUCUUAAUCAACUGCUUGUCGAGAUGGAUGGUUUUGGAACUACUGCUGGAGUAGUGGUCCUUGCUGGCACAAACAGGCCAGAUAUAUUGGAUAAAGCUUUGUUGAGACCUGGUCGAUUUGAUCGCCAGAUUACCAUUGACAAGCCUGAUAUUAAAGGUCGUGAACAAAUUUUUCAGAUAUAUUUGAAAAAGCUCAAGCUUGAUCAUGAACCAUCGUACUACUCAGAGAGGCUUGCAGCACUUACUCCUGGAUUUGCUGGAGCUGACAUAGCAAAUGUCUGUAACGAAGCUGCAUUAAUUGCUGCCAGAAAUGAGGGGAUUGUUAUUACUAUGGACCAUUUUGAAUCAGCCAUAGAUAGAGUUAUUGGUGGCCUGGAGAAGAAAAACAAGGUUAUAAGCAAGUUGGAAAGACGAACUGUUGCUUACCAUGAAUCUGGUCAUGCUGUUGCUGGUUGGUUUUUGGAACAUGCGGAACCUCUAUUGAAAGUCACAAUAGUUCCCCGUGGCACAGCUGCUCUAGGAUUCGCACAGUAUGUACCAAAUGAAAAUCUUCUUAUGACCAAAGAACAGCUUUUUGAUAUGACUUGUAUGACCCUGGGUGGCCGAGCAGCUGAACAGGUUUUGAUAGGUAGAAUCUCGACGGGAGCUCAGAAUGACCUGGAAAAGGUAACCAAAAUGACAUAUGCCCAAGUUGCAGUUUAUGGUUUCAGUGACAAAGUAGGCCUCCUCUCUUUCCCCCAAAGAGAGGAUGGUUUUGAGAUGACCAAGCCCUACAGCAACAAAACGGGUGCAAUCAUCGAUGAAGAGGUGAGAGAGUGGGUUACUAAGGCAUACAAGCGGACUGUUGAACUGAUCGAGGAAAAAAAGGAGCAAGUAGCUACAAUUGCAGAACUAUUGCUUGAAAAAGAGGUCCUCCAUCAAGAGGACUUGGUACGAGUUUUAGGUGAACGACCUUACAAACCGGCAGAGCUCACAAACUAUGAUAGGUUCAAGCAAGGUUUCCAGGAAGAACCUGAUAAGAGUAGCCAGGCCUCCGAGAAACAGACCUCGGAGGAUGAAGGAUCGCCGCCUCUUAUACCAGAUGUGGUUCCUACAUAGUAAGUAAUAGGGCGGCGACUUUAGUUUGUGUUGUACAUGGGCCAAAUAUUUCUCUGAUGAAAAGGGUGUAUAAUGAAAUUUUACGCAUUGUACACGUUGAUAUCUUCUUAUUUCUUUAAUGAGAUGAAUUCGAUGUUUGCUGCUGCUGGGUAUUGGCAUCGUUCUCUUUGCUAUUUACAUCUUCUUCUGUUCAUGAUUUCCUGAUGAAGAUGAAUAAAUAGAUGCUUUUAAUACUUGAUUAA
Molecule: messenger RNA, 3006 nt
Organism: Beta vulgaris subsp. vulgaris (sugar beet)
Lineage: Eukaryota; Viridiplantae; Streptophyta; Magnoliopsida; Caryophyllales; Amaranthaceae
Product: ATP-dependent zinc metalloprotease FTSH 10, mitochondrial
Exons: 8
Coding region: 305-2764 (819 amino acids)
Biological process (GO): mitochondrial protein processing; protein-containing complex assembly
Cellular component (GO): chloroplast thylakoid membrane; m-AAA complex
Molecular function (GO): ATP binding; ATP hydrolysis activity; metalloendopeptidase activity
Source: RefSeq, a predicted model, not a curated record